AUGAUGGAAAGCUCAAAGGAGACUCCAGUAGCGAAGCGCUCUAUCGACCAUUCUUCGGAUACGAAUGAAACGAAAAGAAUAGUUGUAAACGACAUAUCGGAAUGCCCUCAUGGUCCUCCAGGUCCCCCAGGAAAACCGGGAGCCCCUGGAUCGGAUGGUGAACCCGGCAGAAAAGGAUAUCCAGGAUCACCAGCUACGCCAUGUCUUGCGUACAAAUGGGACAGCUGUAUUCGCUGUCCCUACGGACCACAAGGACCACCUGGACCCGAUGGACCUCCAGGACAUCCUGGACGUCAAGGAAACGACGGUCGCAUGGGAAUGUAUGGAAAGCAGGGCGAACCCGGCAUUAUUGGACCACCAGGAGCUAAAGGUGCUCCCGGUAUGCCCGGGAUGCCUGGCUGGCCCGGAGUUCCUGGUCGAAACGCCCAAGCAGGAAAAGGAAGACGUGGACCGCCUGGAAUGGUUGGUGACGAGGGACCAGCUGGAGCGAGAGGAGCUCCUGGUCCGCCAGGUUUGACUGGAAUGCCAGGACUUGUCGGAGCAAUGGGAACUGCUGGUAAUCCGGGCGGACCAGGUCCAAAUGGAGUGCUCGGGAUGGAAGGCAUGAUGGGCUAUCCCGGACCUGAUGGCACUUAUUGUAAAUGUCCCAAACGUUCCAUAAAUUAUGAAUUCGAGAACAAUAAUGACGACGAUGACGACGAUGGUGAUGUGGUUAAGAGAAAGCUACGUGGUAAAAUUUAA
Ostertagia ostertagi is the source of this 741-nucleotide messenger RNA. Lineage: Eukaryota; Metazoa; Nematoda; Chromadorea; Rhabditida; Trichostrongylidae. The record is from the annotation of a GenBank genome assembly.